Suncus etruscus (white-toothed pygmy shrew) is the source of this 3156-nucleotide messenger RNA. It is a transcript of the gene RNF220, whose product is annotated as ring finger protein 220. The coding region runs from base 359 to 2296 and encodes 645 amino acids. The transcript has 15 exons. Gene Ontology annotation, molecular function: metal ion binding; ubiquitin protein ligase activity. Lineage: Eukaryota; Metazoa; Chordata; Mammalia; Eulipotyphla; Soricidae. Gene Ontology annotation, biological process: protein ubiquitination. The record is from RefSeq and is a predicted model, not a curated record.
GCUGAGAGGCAGCACUGCUCCUUCUCUCACACCAACCGAGUCUCUUGAUCUGUACAUGCAAUCCCAGGCAGCUCGCGAGCACAAACCCGGGGCCAGCCGCCUGCUGCUGCUGCUGCUGCCGCCACCGCCACCACCGCUGCCACCACCGGCCCAGCGCACCCGGGACUUUUCAUGCACCACACUCCCCGCCUUCUCCCCUCCGUGUUCUCAAAAGUGCGACCGUUCUCCUAAGGAAUUUCCACGGUCUUUGAAGGGGAUGAUUCCCCAGUAAAACCUCCUGACUGCUCCAAGGUGCCCCUCGGCCUCCCUCCCAGGGACCACUGCUUCUCGUGUGACCCAGUCCCAGAAAGUCACUACGAUGGACUUACACCGGGCAGCCUUCAAGAUGGAGAACACAUCCUACCUCCCCAACCCACUGGCCUCGCCAGCACUGAUGGUCCUGGCAUCUACGGCAGAGGCCAGCCGCGAUGCGUCCAUCUCGUGCCAGCAGCCCCGCCCCUUUGGCGUACCUGUCUCAGUAGACAAGGAUGUGCACCUCCCAUUCACCAAUGGUUCCUACACCUUUGCCUCCAUGUACCAUCGGCAAGGUGCGGUGCCAGGCACUUUUGCCAAUCGUGAUUUCCCCCAUUCUUUAUUGCACCUCCACCCUCAAUUUGCACCCCCAAAUCUAGAUUGCACCCCUAUCAGUAUGCUGAAUCACAGUGGUGUGGGGGCUUUUCGUCCCUUUGCUUCCACUGAGGACCGAGAGAGCUAUCAGUCAGCCUUUACACCGGCCAAGAGACUUAAGAACUGCCAUGACACAGAGUCUCCCCACUUGCGCUUCUCAGAUGCUGAUGGCAAGGAAUAUGACUUUGGGACACAGUUGCCAUCUAGUUCCCCUGGUUCACUUAAGGUUGAUGACACUGGGAAGAAGAUUUUUGCUGUCUCAGGCCUCAUUUCGGAUCGGGAAGCAUCAUCUAGCCCAGAAGAUCGGAAUGACAGAUGUAAGAAAAAGGCAGUAGCCUUGUUUGACAGCCAGGCCCCUAUUUGCCCCAUCUGUCAGGUCCUGCUCAGGCCCAGCGAGUUGCAGGAGCAUAUGGAACAAGAACUGGAACAGCUGGCACAGCUGCCUACCAGCAAAACUUCCCUUCUGAAGGAUGCCAUGACUCCAGGCACAUCCAAGUCCCUCCUAUUGUCUGCCUCCAUCAAGAGGGAAGGAGAGUCCCCCACGGCAUCCCCGCACUCCUCUGUCACCUCACAUUCCUCCGUCACCCCACAUUCCUCCAUCGCCCCACACUCCUCCAUCACCCCACACUCCUCUAUCGCCCCACAUUCCUCCGUCGCCCCUCACUCUUCCGUCGCCCCACACUCCUCUGCCACCCCACAUUCCUCCGCCACCCCACACUCUGUCACCGAUGACCUGCACCACUCGGACCGAUACCAGACCUUCCUGCGCGUACGAGCCAACCGGCAGACCAGACUGAAUGCUCGGAUUGGGAAAAUGAAACGGAGGAAGCAAGAUGAAGGGCAGGUAUGUCCCCUGUGCAGCCGCCCCCUGGCAGGAUCGGAGCAGGAGAUGAGUAGGCAUGUGGAGCGUUGCCUUUCAAAGAGAGAAGGUUCCUGUGUGGCUGAAGAGGACACUGUGGAUAUCGAACAGGAGAACACCAACCGCUUUGAGGAGUAUGAGUGGUGCGGGCAGAAGCGGAUACGGGCCACCACUCUCCUGGAAGGUGGCUUCCGAGGCUCUGGCUUCGUCAUGUGCAGCGGCAAAGAGAACCCAGACAGUGAUGCAGACUUGGACGUGGAUGGGGACGACACUGUGGAGUACGGGAAGCCACAAUACACAGAGGCCGAUGUCAUCCCCUGCUCAGGCGAGGAGCCCGGAGAAGCCAAGGAGAGAGAGGCGCUGCGGGGCGCAGUCCUGAAUGGUGGUGCCCCCAGCACACGAAUCACACCUGAAUUCUCUAAGUGGGCUAGUGAUGAGAUGCCAUCAACCAGCCACGGGGAGAGCAGCAAGCAGGAGGUCAUGCAGAAGACCUGUAAGAACAGUGACAUCGAGAAAAUCACGGAAGAUUCAGCCGUCACCACAUUUGAGGCCUUGAAGGCUCGGGUCAGGGAACUUGAACGGCAGCUCUCCCGUGGGGACCGUUACAAAUGCCUCAUCUGCAUGGACUCAUACUCGAUGCCCCUGACGUCCAUCCAGUGCUGGCACGUGCACUGUGAGGAGUGCUGGCUGCGAACCCUGGGAGCCAAGAAGCUCUGCCCCCAGUGCAACACCAUCACGUCGCCCGGAGACCUGCGAAGAGUCUACUUGUGAGCUGGCUGCUGUGGCCUCCCCUUUGUACAGACCUGCACACAGGCGCCCAUGUACAUACACACACACACACACACACACAGGACUCGGAGCCAGCGCAGAGGCCCAAGGCCAGGCCCUCCUACCUGCUGGCUCCCCAAGAUUGGGAACCAUAAGUGUCCCAGCUUCUAUCCCGGGGGGGAGGGUAGGGAGAGGGGCGGACAGAGUGGCGGGGCAGGGGUCUUGUGAUCCAGCCCCCCCCCAAUGGAAAGACUGACAGACUGACAUUCAGACAUCAGACUGAAGCACAUGUAAUAUAGACCAUGUAUGUUUACAAUGUUGUGUAUAAAUGGGACAGCUCCUGGCCCUCUGCCCCGCCCCUCCUCUUGGGUUGUACGAUUUUCUUCUUUUUUUUAAGAAGAUCUGGAAGCAGGGACCCAGGGCUGGCUUGGGGGCUCGGCCCAUCCACCUGGGGUGCCUGCCCCUCCCCUCCUGUGGUGUUCCUUCCCCCCUCCCGUGUGCUCCGUGGUCAGUGGUGUAUAUUUCUUCUCCUCAACAAGGGGCAUGAGCCCCAAGGGACUUGAUCCUCUCCUUAGUCGUAGCUCCUGGGGCUUCUAUAAGGAGUUGGGGGAGCAGAGAGGCUCAGGGAACGGGAACCGAGCUGAGCAGGAGCUGAGAUGGGGCUAGAGUAUGCCCCUUGGCUGCCCAGCCUCCUGCCAAGACCGUUCCUGGGAUGAGCUACUGUUCCCGGGGAAAGCGUGGUCUCCUCCUCGCCCCCCUGCAGCCCCAUGGUGUGAUGCUGUGUCUGUAUAUUCUAUACAAAGGUACUUGUCCUUUCCCUUUGUAAACUACAUUUGACAUGGAUUAAACCAGUAUCAACAGUA